AUGGAGAAGGAUUCUGUACUCAACUCAAACCUUGCUGAGUACUCGACAAGCGAACAAGUACUAAAUGAACAUUCCAAGCUUGUCAUGACCACAAUCACCGCACCAUCGUCCCAAAAAAAAAUUCCAUAUACCGUAUUCGAUUGCUCUUCUCAUUCAGGAUUGUAUUAUCCCCAAAACAUAUGUUAUAAUAAUCCAGAAGAUCUGUCAUCGCGCUGGUCUUCAGGAGUAUGUAAUCAAACACAGUAUAUAACCCUGCGAUUCGACUCUCCGGCUAUAGCACGAACAAUUCUUUUUGGAAAAUACCAUGAAAAAUUCAAAGUCUACGGUGGAAUGAACCUUGAAGAUAUGACCGAGAUAUUGCAUCAAGGCAAGUGUCUUCGCAAUGAUAAUCAACCAGAAGAGUUUCCUCUUCGACAUGCUGCCAAUAAUAUGGCAUUUCCAGUUCAAUAUAUCAAAAUUGUACCGCUCACAACUUUUGGAGAGAAAUUCAAUUAUAGUAUCUGGUAUAUUGAGUUUUGUGGAGUGACAGACAAAGAUAUCAUCCAAAAGGUUGUCGCGGAUAAUCAAAAGUUAAAGGAGAUUGAAACUGUGCGACUAUGUCUCAAGCAUUUUCGCCAACGAAACAUGAUGGAUAUAUUCCGUGGCUUACAAGAAAGAACCGGGGUCAAAUUGGAAGAACCUCUUCUUACUCGACUUCACAAAGUGCUUGUUGUGGAUGGAGACUAUGAAACUUCCGAAAAUAUCAUCAAAGACAUUUACCAGCAAGGUCUGUUUGAUGAGUACGCAAAUAAUACAAAAUAUAUUCCGAAUUGGCGAAGAAUAUACUCUUCAUCCACCGGACCAGAUAGCAACAAUGCACCUGGUCCAAGAGGAGGACACCAAAUGUGUAUUGAUAUUGAACGUGGAAAGGUGUACCUUCUUGGCGGCUGGGACGGCAAACAAGACUUGAGUGAUUUCUGGUAUUUUGAUAUUCAAAAAGAAAAAUGGAAUCUAUUAAGUCCAGAUACAUGUCAGGAUGGUGGUCCAAGUGCUCGCUCGUGCCACAAAAUAUGUUUUGAUCCUACAUCAAGGUCAAUAUUUGUCUUAGGUCGUUACGUUGAAUCACAUGCAAAUACGGAUGGAAAUCUUGAUUCCGAUUUCUAUCGCUACAAUGUUGAUAAGGACAAAUGGACCUUGAUCAGCACAAAUACAGCAGCGGAAGGUGGCCCACAAUUGAUUUAUGAUCAUGAAAUGUGUGUCGAUCCAAAUACAAAUUCUAUCUAUGUAUUUGGUGCAAUAUAUGGAAGCUAUUACGGUAGUGGGGACACUCCUUCUUCUGGUACAUUGGGAGAGCAUUAUCAAAAUAGUCGAAGGAAUCUUGGAAACCCUUCAACUACAGCAGCUACAGCUACAACAGCACCCCUACCAAGAUCAUCAGCACAGACGCCUUCUGGACAGCCUCAAUUAAAGUCACGAGCAGGCCAUUCAAUGUUGUUUGAUCCAACCACUAGAGAUCUUUACAUAUUCGCUGGUCAACGCAUCAAAGACUUUCUGGCAGAUAUAUAUCGUUUUGCUGUUGAUACUGAUGACUUGAUUGAAAUUACCGAAGAUUAUUCCAAGAAUUCGGGCCCUGACCCUGGAUAUACCCAGCGUACAACCAUUGAUACCACAAAAAGGGAACUGUAUGUGUUUUCUGGAUAUAUGCGGACAACAUCCUAUGAUGUUGUCAAGAAUUCUUUAUGGGUGUACAACAUAACGCAAAACAAAUGGGAGAAAGUAUAUCAAAAUGAAGGGCGUGGCCGAGAAUACUGGCACAAAAUGCAGAACAAAGAACCUUGCCCAAGAUUUGCACAUCAGAUGGUAUACGACUCUAAUUCAAAACGACAAUACAUCUUUGGUGGCAAUCCAGGAGAUUCCAAGGAUGUCAGUCGACGGCUCAAUGAUUUCUGGGAAUUAAAAUUAACAAAAACGAAGCCAAAGGAUAUUAUGCGUCGAUCUGUUUUUCUUUUGAGAACCCAGAAACUUCGGGAAAUGCAUCGGCAAGCAGAAUUAGAGCAACAGAAUAAUCCAGUAAAGUUGGUGAGCACCAAGACAAAACAAGCUUUAGAAUACCUGAGAAGUUAUGUGUCUCCAGUCCUGGACGAAAAAUGUGAAGAAGAAUUAGACGAGUUCCAAAGGCUGUGUGCUUGUCUUUGUUUAGCGGAUCACAGUAUCGACACCAAGCAAUCUUUUAUCAGCCAGAAUAUGUUUAAAGUACCAUCGUCAAAGGUUUCGCACCCGGAUCUUUCAGACAUUAUAUUUUCGGGAAGGACAAGGCUUUAUAAUAGUGUUAUCGGGUUUAUGCCUCAAAACAUCAAAGAACCAGAGGAGUCACUAGUAGAUAUUAUAAAAAUAUAA
Molecule: messenger RNA, 2376 nt
Organism: Phycomyces blakesleeanus NRRL 1555(-)
Lineage: Eukaryota; Fungi; Mucoromycota; Mucoromycetes; Mucorales; Phycomycetaceae
Exons: 13
Coding region: 1-2376 (791 amino acids)
Cellular component (GO): cytoplasm
Molecular function (GO): protein binding
Source: RefSeq, a predicted model, not a curated record